CCCGUAACUUCGGCGGGAGGCAGGAGGCCCGGGUGGAUCCCACUCAGUUGCCGAGCAGGGUGCAAGGGUCGCUCUCGACCGGAUACACAGCAGCGACAAAAUUUCCGAGUACAUGCAGGCAACAGGAGGCCGAAAGAAAUGCACAACCCAUAGCUUCAGCUGGGUGGACGACGGCCACUUCACCAUCACCUGGGCAAGUCAGCGAUCGGGGCGGCAGGCCAAGAGAUACCACCAAUUCUGCCAAGCCGCAACAAGAACGAAAGUUGCCAUGUCGAAAGCCACCAUCGCCGUUAUCGCGGCCAUGAGCGCCGGCGCCGGCGCGGCUGCCACGGCGGCCGUGUUUUCGAUGCGCUCCGAAAAGAAAGCCGAAGUCACCACAACCACAACCACCGUCGUUGCCACCAAAGGUCCUGCCGUUCCCGUACCCGUGCCCACAUCUCAAGUGUUCAGCCCCAACCAAGCCGCCGCCGCCGCCGCGGCCGUCCCAGUCCCAGUCCCGUCUCCUCCAGCGAUCCCCUCGGCCGGCGCCUCCCCCGCCACUCUUGUCAACCCGGCGGGGCUCUUCGAAUACGGCUUCCCCGGCCCCGUCGCCGACCUGGCGACUCGCCAAGCGCUGAUCUCGUCGUACGACCGGCGCACCAAGAACCCGCACUGGGUGGUGGAGCACAUCACGCCGGCGUCGCUGGCGCAGCGCGACGGCGACCGCAAGCACAGCACCUUCCUCGAGGACCCGCUGAUCCCGGAGAAGUUCCAGGCCAAGCUCAAGGACUACUUCCGCUCCGGGUACGACCGCGGCCACCAGGUGCCGGCGGCCGACUGCAAGUGGAGCCAGGCGGCGAUGGACGAGACCUUCUACCUCAGCAACAUGUGCCCGCAGGUCGGCGAGGGCUUCAACCGCGACUACUGGGCGCACUUCGAGGACUUUUGCCGCCGCCUGACGGCGCGCUACCCGUCCGUGCGCAUCGUCACGGGCCCGCUGUACCUGCCCAAGCGCGACCCGGCCGACAACAAGUGGUACGUCAAGUACGAGGUCAUCGGCAACCCGCCCAACGUGGCCGUGCCGACGCACUUCUACAAGGUCAUCUUUGCCGAGGAGUCGACCACCGCGCCCGGCGGCGCCGGCCACGUGGCGCUCGGCGCCUUCGUGCUGCCCAACGCCGUGAUCCCCAACGAGAAGCCGCUGAGCGACUUCGAGGUACCGCUCGAGGCCGUCGAGAGGGCGGCGGGGCUGGAGUUUGCGAGCAAGCUGCCCGUGCAGCGGAGGAAGAGGCUGUGUGCCGAGACGAGCUGCUCGAUUGUGGUCAAGGAGUAUGCGGAGCGACAGAAGGCUUUUGCCAAGGGGGGGAGGUAGAGAGAGAGAGAGAGAGAGAGAGAGAGAGCGAGAGAGAGAGCGAGAGCGAGAGAGCGAGAGAGAG
This is a messenger RNA of Chaetomium strumarium, 1415 nucleotides long. RefSeq names its product mitochondrial nuclease-like protein. Gene Ontology annotation, cellular component: nucleus; mitochondrial inner membrane. The record is from RefSeq and is a predicted model, not a curated record. Gene Ontology annotation, biological process: apoptotic DNA fragmentation. Lineage: Eukaryota; Fungi; Ascomycota; Sordariomycetes; Sordariales; Chaetomiaceae. The transcript has a single exon. Bases 113 to 1351 code for a protein of 412 amino acids. Gene Ontology annotation, molecular function: metal ion binding; nucleic acid binding; single-stranded DNA endonuclease activity.